CUCCUGUCCUGCUGUCUGUACGUCCACAUACCGCUAUCUGUAAUUUUCUGACAAAGGGGGAGGUGGGGGUCGAGUCACAGACAGCUGACGCACCGGAGCGCAGCGCUGCGCGUUUCUGGGGCGCAUCUUUAUUCCGGCUUCAGGGGGAAAGGUGCGCGCAGCGUCGGUCCCAUCCGCGGAAAAACUUGUUCCACCCGACUCCUCCGAUUUAAGCGACUGUUAAAACUUUCACCUCUGUCUUAUUUUGUACAUUUCAACUUCCUGCAGCAGCAGUGACUCUGAUGCGCAACAGUCCACUGCUGAUACUUGACUGAGACGGAGGACUCAUUCAGCUCACUCGUUAAAUCCAGUGAAGAUUAUGGAUGCACUGACACAGAGUCUGCACGGUAUUAUUGAACUAACUGCGGCUAACUGAUGGAGUUUAAGACCACUUUUCCUCAUCGGGAAGUUUUUUCUGUUCCCCAAUGAUGGACGGAAGACAGUCGGAAAGGACUUUCACACCUGAUUUUGGAGCCUUUGCCAACACAUGAGAGGAAGAAAACAUGUUUUGUCUGAUGAAAUCUCGAGCCGGAUCAGACAGCAGCAGGGCUAUGGGGAUCAGACAUGGGACAAAAACACAGCAUCACUCCAAACCCAUCUCUAACAGCUGCUUCGUUUUUAUUCUGCUCCUGCUCAUUUUUACACCAAGAGUGGAUUCAUCAUGGUGGUACAUCGGAGCGCUGGGAGCUCGGGUGAUCUGCGACAACAUUCCCGGCCUGGUGAACAAGCAGCGGCAGCUCUGCCAGCGGCACCCAGACCUGAUGCAGUCCAUCGGGGAGGGAGCCAAGGAGUGGAUCAGAGAGUGCCAGCACCAGUUCAGACACCACCGCUGGAACUGCAGCACGCUGGACCGGGACCACACCGUGUUUGGCAGGGUGAUGCUGCGAAGCAGCCGAGAGGCAGCGUUCGUCUACGCCAUCUCCUCGGCUGGAGUGGUCUACGCCAUCACCAGGGCCUGCAGUCAGGGAGAGCUUAAUAUCUGCAACUGCGACAGCAAGCGCGGGCGAGACAGCGACAACAAGGGCAACUUUGAUUGGGGCGGAUGCAGUGAUAACAUCAAAUACGGCAUAAGGUUCGCCAAGGCCUUCGUGGACGCUCGGGAGGGGAUGGUGAAAGACGCUCGAGCGCUGAUGAACCUGCACAACAACCGGUGUGGUCGGAUGGCAGUGAAGCGCUUUAUGAAGCUGGAGUGCAAGUGUCACGGGGUCAGUGGCUCCUGUUCUCUGAGAACCUGUUGGCAGGCUAUGUCUGACUUCAGGCGAACUGGAGACUACCUCCGCAAGAAGUACAACACAGCCAUCGAGGUGACCAUGAACCAGGACGGGACGGGCUUCAUGGUGGCCGACAGGGACUUCAAGGGAAGCACCAAGAAUGAGUUGGUAUAUGUGGAGAACUCGCCAGAUUACUGCCUCAUGGACCGGGCAGCAGGCUCCUUGGGCACAGCGGGCAGAGUGUGCAACAAGUCGUCGCGAGGCACCGACGGCUGUGAGGUCAUGUGCUGUGGGCGGGGCUACGACACGAUGCGAGUCAAACGCGUCACCAAGUGUGAGUGCAAGUUCAAGUGGUGCUGCGCAGUGGAGUGCAAAGACUGCGAGGACGUUGUGGAUGUUCACACCUGCAAGCCCCACAAGCGACCUGACUGGCUGGACGUGACCUAACGAGGAGAUCUGACCAAUCACAGUCACCGCUGACUCAUUAACCUCUGUGCAUUUUAUUAGGAGAUAUAUACCUGGGAUCUCUUAACUGUAAUACCUCCGGCUUAUGAUCCUUUGACACUUCCUGAAGCAGAGACUUCAAAGACCUUUAUUGGAUGAUGCUAAACUGGAAAUUAGGCCCAGUUACUGAUUGUGUGUUGCUUUAAUGUGUGUGUUUCUAAGAACAAUUUGUUGAGCUUUUUUAAAAACAAAUUUUGAAUCUUUGAUACAAAAUGGCUGAAUAUUAUAUUAUUCUGGUGUAAAUGCACCCCUGAGGCAGAGAUACAGUAUGAGGUAAUGUGUGGUUGUUUUACAGUAUGUAGAGACUGUGUGAGCACAUGGCUCAGCUCAAACUGAUGAUCAUAACAAUAGAGAGAAACAGAAAUAAGAAAGAAGAGAGAAAGAUGGAGACAUCUUUGAGAUAUUGUACAAACACUGACACCGUAUCAUUUAACCAUUGUAUGGUACUGCAACAAACCAUUUAAAAUACAAAAGACUGUUUGCUUCUAAUUAAUGCAAGUCUAACAAACUAACAAAAAGUUCUUUCUUGAUUAUGGCCAGAUAAUCACACUGUGAAGCCAAAGGAACCAGAAGCAGGAGAACAAGCAGGUACUCGGAGUUAAAGUGGCAGCGUGCUGUACAUGCUGCAGAGCUGGAGUUUUCUUUUUUCUGGAGGUUGUCAGAAGAAAAAGGACAUGAACAGGAAAAAUGAAGCUUUGCCUGGACUGUGGACUGUUUUCUCUGUUUUCGCACAGUAUCCCACAUAUUUGAAUGUCUAACUGGUUUAACACAUUCUGCUUGUGUUGCCUUAUGGAAAACUUUCAUUUCUACCUCUGGUUCUUUGUCUUUGUUUCCAUUUUUACUGAGACCUUCAAGCAGCUGUUCAGACAGACAACACUCUGAUAAAGAAGGAAGCUGUAUGUACUCAGUUGGGUUUACGAUCUUCCAAUAAACAGAGAAGAAGAGUAAACUGCA
Messenger RNA from Lates calcarifer (barramundi perch), 2708 nucleotides. Its product is annotated as protein Wnt-2b-A. The transcript has 5 exons. Gene Ontology annotation, cellular component: extracellular region. Gene Ontology annotation, biological process: multicellular organism development; canonical Wnt signaling pathway; cell fate commitment. The record is from RefSeq and is a predicted model, not a curated record. Gene Ontology annotation, molecular function: cytokine activity; frizzled binding. Bases 543 to 1697 code for a protein of 384 amino acids. NCBI's taxonomy places the organism in Eukaryota, Metazoa, Chordata, Actinopteri, Centropomidae.